AUGGAGCUGUACGAAAUGACGGAUUUUCCCCAGCGAAGAAAGCUACAGGGUAACUCGGGGAAGGUCCAGGCGAUUCAAGCGCCUGACUUGGGAGCACCUCCUGCUCGCGGCGACUUGAAUAUCACGUGGUUUCGAUGGCAGAGCGUGUCGACGCCGACGCUCGUGGACUGGAGCAUCACUCCGUACAUGACGCCAAUGUUGAACCAGCAGUUCUGCGAGAGCUGUUGGGCGAUGACGGCGACGGACCUGGUGAGCAUCGUGUGGGCGCAGAUCAACAACCAGACGGCGGAGCUGCUCUCCACGCAGCACGCCUGCGACUGCUCCUCGUCCGCGUGCUGCCGCGGCGGCUGGCCCGAGUGGGUCUUCCAGUUCAUCAUGGCCAACGGCGGGGUGGCUUCUAACGCGGAUUAUCCCUACGCGGGCAUGAUGAACUCGACGUGUGCGAGCGUCGCGAAGACGAAGCUCAAAGCGAAGAUCAACGGGUGGGAGAAGGUGCCGGCGCGGAGCAACACGGCGCUGAUGAAGGCCGUGGCGCAGCACCCCGUGCUCGUGUAUAUCGCCGGCAGCAGCAGCGACUUCAUCAAUUACUCGGGUGGGAUUUUCUUCGGGCAGUGCAGCGGCGAAAUCGACCACGCCGUGGUGGUCGUGGGUUACAGUCUCGUCGACCCUAAUUCGCCGGUCUGGAUCGUCAAAAACACCUGGGGACCCUCCUGGGGCGAAGGCGGUUACAUGCGGCUGCCCAUGCUCGCGGACGGGCCUGGAAAGUGUAAUAUGUUAAGCGAACGGGGGCUUUACCCUACCUUUUACGAUAAGAACAAGGGAUCUGCUCUAUGCAAGCUGCCGAUAAAUCCAUGCGGAGGCGGGACCUGUGUGGUGACUAACGGUGCUGCGCGGUGCAGUUGCCCGCCUGGAUUUGUUGAGAGACUGGAGAACGACGCGCCUAAGUGCACGCUGGCUACACCGUGUGACGCGAAUCCGAAUCCGUGCGGUAUCGGGACGUGCUAUAACGAGUUCGACGGCAGCUACACUUGCUCGUGCCCCGCUGGCUCCGUGAUUGGUUCGCGUGUUGACGGCAGCAUGACUUGCGUGCUCGGCACGUUUCAAUCGGGUCUCCAAACCUACACGACUCUGCUAGGCGACACCUGCCAAACCAUCGCCAGCACGUUCGGAUUCACCAUAGACUUUCUCCAAGCCAAGAACCCGUUCCUCGACUGCUCCCAACCACUCACCCCGGGUUACGUCAUCCUCGUCGGUUCGACAAACACCACUUUAGGCUGCUCCGCGAUGGAUAUAGUCAGUCCUGGCGACACGUGUAGUACGCUUGCUACACGCAACAACAUCACUGUACGCCAGCUGUUAGGGAUCAACCCAACCCUCAACUGCAACGUGUCGCUGCAGCGCUCGCAGACGCUGUGCGUCGCGCCGGGCGCGCUUUCGUCCACGUCGCCGCUGAUCCGUUCGUGCGGGCGAGUGUACAACGUGGGCCCGCAGGACCGAUGCGUGGACAUCGCCCGCGGAUUCAACAUCUCGCUCAUAGAUUUCGUCUGGCUGAAUCCUGGGCUUCGGUGUGACGACAACCCAAUCAAUAACGCCAUUGCAGUCUGCGUGGCUCCUCUCACCACUGAGUUCGUCACAGUGGACUGCUCCUCGUGGUACGCAGUCACACAGGCGGACUCGUGUCCUCUCAUGGCCAACUCGGCAGGUCUCACAGUCAGCCAGUUCCUCCGCCUCAACCCGGGCCUCAGGUGCUACCCGCCAUACCUCCAGAUCGGGCAGAAAGUCUGUGUGAACGGCACAACACAGUCCAUGACCAAGUACCCGCUCUCCCCGAACGUCAUCCCGUACUCUGUGGGGGUCAACGACACACUCGCGUCCAUUUCAAAGCAGUACGCCUCCAUGUGUCCCAACAACACCUUCCCUGCGGAUAUCUGCUCGUCCAACUCCCUCCCCGACUGCUCAGACCAAUCCAUCUCGCCCGGCCAAAUGCUCCUCAUCCCCUGCACGAGGAAGAUCGCAGGGGACAUCUGUGCCGCUUCCCUCCCCGUCUGCGGCUCGGAUUUUGUCACGUACCAGUCGGUGUGCCAUGCGGUGCUCAGCUUUGCGCUGCCGCUGGUGAGAACGGGCCCGUGCAACCUGUGCAACGAGGGGAUCUGCCAGAACCGCACGGCCAUCGAUCCCGUUCCAAACACGUGCCCUGCACCGCCCGGCAUGUGCCCGUUCCCAACCUGGCCGCUCACUCCGGACUAUUUCUACUACUGCCCAUGGGUGUUCAAAUCCCAGUGUGACUGCUUGCUGUACACCUGUGAUUAUCUUU
This is a messenger RNA of Closterium sp. Yama58-4, 2314 nucleotides long. The record is from the annotation of a GenBank genome assembly. Lineage: Eukaryota; Viridiplantae; Streptophyta; Zygnematophyceae; Desmidiales; Closteriaceae.